AUGAUAGGGCUAGGGCGUACAGGAGUCCUGAUAGCCUGCUACCUAGUCUACUCCCUGAGGAUCAGAGCGAAUGACGCCAUCAGACUGGUGCGUAAGAAGCGCCCCAAGUCUGUGCAGACGUCUGGCCAGAUCCUAUGUGUGCAGCAGUUUGAACACUAUAUGUUGCCGCAGACUAUCGUUUUUAGUUCCAAAGAAACUCUAAAUUUGACAAAAGACAGGAAAACGUCGGAGUUUACAUUAAAACAAUACCUGUAUCGACAGCGUGCUACUCUGCACGGACUCGAAGAGAGAGCCUUCAGGGAACUGCCAAAGAUAGUAUACUGCCUAUGUGAACGUCUUCUGAAGUUAUGUGGGUGCCAGCAGAGCGUGGGGCUGGACUUCCGUGUGAAGAACAAGCCCUUCUACAAGUCCUUCAUGGUGUACAAGCUGAGGAAGAGCAAACCUCCCGACCCUACCACUCCUGAGGAAGCCACUACUGAACAUGAACAAAUUCCAACACUGCCAAUGGUGGAAUGGCGCGACCCAGUAGAGGAGGAUAUCGAGAGGAACCUGGAGUCAGUCAGCCGUAUCACGGGCACCGCCAACAACGGCAGUUUGCCGGCUUUGCAGAUUUAUGAGGCAUUCACAGUGGACCAUCAUAGUCUUCCAGAAGAAAGGAUGAAAUAUUUAAAGCAACUUCGCAACGAAAUCAACCAACAGAGAGAAGCCUUCGAUAAAAUAAAUGUUGAGAACGACCCCACGAUUCUGACGGGGUUGCUGUUUGAAUGGCUGGAGGGUCUGAAGCAGCCGGUGCUGGACCGAGAGGAUCUCUCCCUCAUUGUGGGCAGAGCGUACAAUGUGGAGUCUUGCGUGCUGGCAUUGACUAUGGAAGACAUCAUGCUCUUAGAAUACCUCCUCCGCUUCGUGACACGUCUCCGCCCUCUCGCUGCCAACAAGAAAGUGGACAUCCUGAAGCGACUCCUCGCCUCCCUCACGCAUCAGACUGUUAGCAUCAACGGACGUUGUCUUCCUACCCGCAAGGACUUCCAAAGACUAAGAGAAGGCACCAGCAGCCAGGUGAUAAACUUCAUGCUGCGUAUGAUAGUGGAACUGCAGAAAGAUAUGAUGAAGCCUGGGAAAGAUGAUGCCGAUGUCGUGGUACCGCAGCGAAGGUUCAGAAUAAAGGCUUGGAAAUAAA
Molecule: messenger RNA, 1177 nt
Organism: Helicoverpa zea (corn earworm)
Lineage: Eukaryota; Metazoa; Arthropoda; Insecta; Lepidoptera; Noctuidae
Product: protein tyrosine phosphatase domain-containing protein 1-like
Exons: 9
Coding region: 1-1176 (391 amino acids)
Biological process (GO): cilium assembly; dephosphorylation
Molecular function (GO): phosphatase activity
Source: RefSeq, a predicted model, not a curated record